Penicillium argentinense is the source of this 330-nucleotide messenger RNA. Its product is annotated as FAD-dependent oxidoreductase. The transcript has 2 exons. Bases 1 to 330 code for a protein of 109 amino acids. The record is from RefSeq and is a predicted model, not a curated record. Lineage: Eukaryota; Fungi; Ascomycota; Eurotiomycetes; Eurotiales; Aspergillaceae.
AUGAAAGUUCUCAUUGUUGGAGCCGGCAUCGGUGGCCUGACCCUGGCUCAGAACCUCCGACAGCUAGGCAUCUCGUACGAGAUCUUCGAGCGUGACGUAGACAACAACGCGCGCUUCCAGGGAUGGGCUAUUGCGCUCCACACUAUUGUUGACACUUUCCUGUCCUCUCUUCCGUCCGAUCUUCCUGAUGUGAGAGAGGCAACCAAUCACCUAGCCCCGUUGAACAUUCCGGCUCAGUUCCGUUAUUAUUAUGCUGGCAAGGACGAUGGGUUUGGAUUCGAGGUAUGUGAUUAUAAUGGCUCAACGUACCAAGUUAAGAAUUACUUUUAA